AUGAGGGUCACCGCCAUCGCCGUUGCCGUCCUCUCCGGACUGGCCCAGUCCCAGAUGUUCACCUCGACCCGUCCGGCCGGCUGGCAGCCGUCGCAGCCCGACUUCCCCGCCGUGCCCCUGGACCCGCAGACCAUCUUCGAGACGACCGUGUCCCGGGUCUUUGUGCCCGGCCCCGGCCGGCCGACCUGGACUUGGAGCACAAAGGUCGUCACCGUCACCCAGCCUUGCACGACCACCUCCACGACUACCCCUUGCACCACUUCCACCAGGAAGCCCACGCCUACUCCGUGCUCUACGUCUAAGAAGCCCACCACGACGCCUUGCUCUACGUCUAAGAAGCCCACCACGACGCCUUGCACCACCUCCAAGAAGCCCACCACGACGCCUUGCUCUACGUCUAAGAAGCCCACCACGACGCCUUGCACCACCUCCAAGAAGCCCACCACGACGCCUUGCUCUACGUCUAAGAAGUCUACCACCACUCCUUGCACGACCUCUAAGAAGCCAACGUCCACGCCUUGCUCUACUUCCAAGAAGUCCACAACGACUCCUUGCACCACCUCCAAGAAGCCUUCACCCACACCUUGCAGCACUUCAACCAAGAAGACCACUACCCCCUGUGUGUCUUCCACUUCUAAGAAGCCCACAACCACCCCCUGCAAGUCUUCCUCCGGCAAGUCUUCCUCCGGCAAGUCUUCCUCCGGCAAGUCUUCCUCCAGCUCGAAGAAGCCCUCAACCACCCACAAGCCCAAGACCUCUUCCAAGGUAGUGGUAACCUCCAGCCGCCGUCAUAACGCCACAACCCCUUGCACUUCGGCCACCAAGAAGGUGACGACUUCCCCGAAGCCCAAGACCACCACGACCGCCAAGGCCACCACCUCUGCCGUCGUCGUUGUCCUGUCUUCGCAGAAAGCCGUUUCAUCUUCCUCCAAGCCCGUUGUCGUGGUCUCCUCCCAGCGCGCUGUGCCGCCUGCGUCUUCGGCCUCCGUCGUUGUCGUCGCGUCUUCGCAGAAGGCUGUUCCCGUCACCCCUCAGGCCUCGAGCACGCCUUGCCCUACGGUCACCAGAGUCCGUUACCAAAACUCUACCGUCACUGCGAACAAGCCUGCCACUGUUCCCUCGCAGCCUCCCGCUCAGCCUCCAGCGCAACCGCCUUCUCAACCUCCUUCUCAGCCUCCAGCGCAACCGCCUUCUCAACCUCCUUCUCAGCCUCCAGCGCAACCUCCUUCUCAACCCCCUUCGCAGCCUCCGGCUCAGCCCCCUGCGCAACCUCCCGCGCAACCUCCCGCGCAGCCUCCCACGCAGCCUCCCACGCAGCCCGCGCAGCCUCCUGCCCAGACUCCGGCGCAGCCUCCCACCCAGCCAUCUACCACUGGAGGCAAGCCCUCCACGGUCGUCACCGCUGGCGGCAGCUACGUCAAGGCGCCUCUCACGCUUGCCGGUGCUCUCCUGGUCGCCGCCUUCUUCCUCUAG
Colletotrichum tamarilloi is the source of this 1473-nucleotide messenger RNA. RefSeq lists its product as uncharacterized. Lineage: Eukaryota; Fungi; Ascomycota; Sordariomycetes; Glomerellales; Glomerellaceae. The coding region runs from base 1 to 1473 and encodes 490 amino acids. The transcript has a single exon. The record is from RefSeq and is a predicted model, not a curated record.